CAAAGUAACGGAAGUUCUUGUAAAAUAAAGAAGCAAAUUCUGUACAAAUCUUUAAAAACAUUAAAGUGAAAUUAAAAUAAAUAAUAUGUAUUGAAAAUAGGCAUUAGCAGCAUUAAGGAUGAAAUCAAAUACUGGAAGCAGAAGUUGGGCCAAAAGUCCAGUUCCCGCUUAGAUCGCGAGACCGCGCAAAUUUUCAUUGGAGUGCUGGAAAAGAUUGAGCAAAAAAUUGGCUCAAUUGAUAAUGGAAGCAAUCGCAUUGAGGAGUUUCUCGACCAUGCCCACAACAGUCUCGACGAACUGUGGCGUCUGCCCUACAAUUAUCCGCAACAACGAAUGGCCGACUUGUUGGACAUUAUGGGCAAUCGCCUGCUGGAGGCGUGUCUGCUGCAACUGCAUGCCGAGGACAUCUGGAGUCUGGCCUCGUACAAUGUGAACAAUCUGAUGGGACAGUGCAUGGACACAGUGGACGCUUGGAUGCAAUUGUGCGAUUCGUUGACGCGCCUCUUUUGGCCCAACUAUGUGAAGCAUCCGUGGUUGGGGGAACCGCAUGUGCCGCGUCGUGGGCAGCAGUUCAAGGCGCGUCUGGGGGAAAUACGCAGCAUUAAACAGCUGUAUAAACAGAUUGCCACACUGCUCAACGAUGCCGAGUUGCAGGAAAUGUUCCAAGAGCAGGCGGCCUUUAGUGAUUUCAAUAUAUUCGACACCACGCCACCAGGGCAAAGCAAAUGGAAUAAGGCGCUGCAGCAUUUCGAGCUUGUGCUUCAACCCAUCGAUGAACGCAUUGCUGCCGCCUUAAAAUCCCAGCUGCAUUAUCAUCUCAGCAAUCCACGCCAGGUCAUCUACAUAUUCAGCAAGUACGAGAUGCUCAUCCAACGUCCUGCGGUGUUGGAGCUGCUCAGCAUUGAGCGCGAACAGUUUUUGCAGUCGUUGCAUCUGCUGUUGCAGGAUUUGCGCAAAGCGAUGACGGACACCAACAUGGAACCGGAUACGGGACACUUGUCGGUCAUUUGCAACGAGUGCCGCUGGCUCAAGGUGGUGCAGCAUCAGAUACAGGAGAUUGAGAAGGUUAGCCACUUGAUAAGUGGACGCGAAGGCUUUGAAAAGAUCAACAAAGCGGUGCAGGAGAUCAAGGAGGAGACGGAGUCGCUGUUGCGCACCAACUUUGAGAUCUGGUCGGGUCAAUGCUCCACGGCUGUGAAGAGUGGUGAACUAAGACUUCGCGAUGAUCAGGCUGUAGUCAAAUUCGAAAAAGAAGGACGUCAAUUAAUGCGAGUCACCUUCAACCCCAAGCUCGUAACAUUUUGUCAGGAUGUGCGCGAGUUUGAGAAUCUGGGCUACAAUGUGCCUCUCGAGCUGCGUUCUGCGGCCACACACGCAGCCAAAUACAUGUGCUAUGCGCGACGUUUGCAGCAGAUUGCCACCUUUCAUAAUACCAUUGGAGAUCGCAUGAUUCCUUGCCAGCGUCCCAUUAUGCUGAAGAAUGCGCUGGAGCUGCAGCGUCUGGUGCAGAGCGAAACUGUUGCCUGGCAGGAUGAGGAGUCGGUGCAGCGUUAUGUCAACACUCUGCAGCAGGCAGUGUCCAAGCUGUCCGCGGAUAAUACGUUGCUUGUGGGUUACCAUGAGCAGGCGAAGCGGACAGUCACCAAACUGAUGGACACAGAUCUGAUGACGCAAAAUCAAGUGUGGAAGGAUGAGCUGCGUCACUUGCGUGAGCUGCUGGCGACGUUGGAGCGUCAGGGUUACACGAAUUUAGAUGCCUUUAAGCUACACUGGGAUCAUCAGCUGUACAAGGUGCUGGAGUAUCAAUAUAUACUUGGCCUGCUCGAUAUGAACAACAAAUUGCCCGAUGUACACAUCAAGUUGGUGCUGCGCCAGCGUGAACUCUGCUACAGUCCGCCGCUGGAGGAGAUUCGUGAGAUUUACUUCUCGCAGCUGCGACGCUUCAUCGAGCGUCCGAGUAAUUUUCAUGGACUCUCCGAGCACAGCGCUGCGUUGUUCCAAUCGAUGGUCACCUUGAAUCGCCAUCACUUUGGACCGUUGUAUGCGCGAGCAGCGGAACUCUUUGACAAGCUGGAGGAUUUCAAGAGCAUCUGGUUGCCCUGGAUUGCCUUGGGCUGUGUGGACAUCGAGCAAUUGUGUGGCAUUCAUUUGAACGAAGCUGCAGAUUGGGAUCGCAAUUUCCGAGCUUGCAAGCAGUUUAGUCAACAGCUGGCGAAGCUGCAGCAAUCGGAGGAAUCCAUCGAUUGCAUUGUGAUCAAUGUGCUGUCGCUGCGCACGGACAUUGAGUACUUGAGUCGUCGCUACUGGGAAGCUUUGGCCAACAGCUUGCGCACCUCGAUCCUCAACGAUGUGAGUGUGGUGCAGGAAUUUCUGCAGAAUGCGCUGCAAUUCCUGCAGAACGUGCCCAUGGAUGAGGGCAGCAUCAGUCAGUCGGGCAUGAAGUAUGAGAAAAUAAUGCAGGAAUUGCCGCAAAUUGCCAACACGUUGAUGCUGGUGCGUGAGAAGGAUGCCUGCUUAGCUGGUUGGUGCAAGGAACGUGUCACAGCCUUAGCUGCCAUUAUGUUGCAGUGGGAGCAACUGCAGCCACUGCUCGAGAAUCAUGCGGUCUUAUUGCAGCGUCAGGUGGACAUGAUCAAGACGCAGGCGCACACACAGCUGCAGAAUCUGCGUAAUGAGGCGGAUAAGUUUCUUUUACGUUGGGAAUCCACAAUUGCAGAGCUGGAAUCCAACGAUCAGGCGAGCUUGGAGCUGUUCAAAGAGCGUCGCGAGCACUGGCAACAAUUGCAGACCAAGAAGCAACAGCUGCUCGACGAAUGCAGCAAAUUCAACAUGGAAUUCCCCGAGGAUGCAUUGGCGUCCUUCACCGCCAUCGAUGAGCAGCUGGCGGAGCAAUCCAAGCAGUGGCAAGUCUACGAUAGUUUUCUGGCCGAACUGCAGCCCAUAUUGCAGGAGGAAUGGGCCAUCUAUAGACGGCGUCCAUAUGUUCUAAACGAGUUCAUUGCACGCUGGGAGAGCUCAGUGCAUGCCUCGAUUGAUCUGCCCUCGAAACGCAUUCGCCAGCAGGUGGAGCGACUGCAGGCCACGUUGCCCAUUCUGCAGCAGCUGCAAUCGGAUGCGUUGAGCGAACGCCAUUGGGCGCACAUCUUUCAACUGCUGAAACGCAGUCAAACGAAGCCGUUGCAUGCCAUGUUGCUGCAGGACAUCUUGCUGGACAUGGACGCACUGCAAGCGGCGGCGCCAGAGAUUAACAGCAUUGUGCGGCAGGCGGCAUCCGAACAGAUUGUGCGCCAAGCGCUCGUGGAACUGGAUCAAUGGUCGGUGACGGCGCAACUGAAGCUGAUUGAGCGCACCGAUGCUGCUGGACAGACAAUGUCGCUGAUUAAAGACUAUCAGGAGGUGCUCAACAAGAUUGGCGACAAUCAAUCGUUGCUGCAGUCUGCCAAGAACUCGGCGGCCUUUGACAGCUUCUCCGAUCAGGCGGGACUUUGGGAGAGUCGUCUCAACACGCUUGACGUGCUCUUGACUAGCUUAAGUCAUUCACAGCGACGUUGGGUCUACUUGGAGCCCGUGUUUGGCGCUGGCACUUUGCAGCAGGAGCACGCUCUAUUCAAGCGCAUCGACAAGGACUUUCGCUUUGUCAUGCGUGAGAUUCAAAUGGAUUCACGCGUCACUUCACUGCUGAAGAUCAACAACAUUAGCACCAUUGUCAACGCGCUAGAAACGCAACUGGCGAGAUGUCAACAGAACCUAAUGAGCUACAUUACGGACAAACGCAAUUCGUUCCCUCGCUUUUACUUUCUGGGCGACGAUGAUCUGUUAGAGUUGCUGGGACAGGCAGCCAAGGACGCGGAGAUUAUCAAGCGACACAUACGCAAGCUCUUUCCCGGCUGUCACAGUCUGGCCAUCGAACAGUCGCCCACAGGAAAACACUAUCGCAUUCUGGCCGUGCACAGCGCUGAUGGCGAUGAGCUGCGUCUAAGCCAAGCGGUUGACAUGACGGGCGACAUAGAGCGUUGGCUCAAUCAACUGAUGCUGACGAUGCAGGAGACGCUGCGCAGUCAAAUCAACGAGUGCUACAACAAUACGAACGGAGCCAGCGACAAUGUGAACGAACAAUUGUUGCAGCGUUAUGUUAGCCAAGUGUUGGUCACAACGCGAGCAUUGCAUUUUACGCGACAGGCGGAAAAAGCCAUUGGCAGCAUGUCGCUGGCGAAGCUGCAACAACAGCUCAAGGCGGAGAUAACCCAUUUGUCGGGAAUGAAACAACGCACGACGACGACAUCGGCGACAACUGGAGGCAGUUUGAUAUGCCUUAAGCUGAGUGCUUUGCUGCUGGAUCUGGUGCAUUAUGUGAGUGUUGUGGAGCUGCUGCAGGCGCAUAAUGUGAUGCAUGCUACCGACUGGCAUUGGCUAAGUCAACUGCGAUAUUACAUGGACAGCGGGAUCGGGAGCGGAGGGAGCGAGAAGCUUCGGGUGCGAAUGGUAUAUGCUGAAUUUGAAUACGCCUACGAGUUUCUGGGGCAUGCCAAUAAGCUGGUGCACACACAGUUGACACACAAGUGUUAUCUCAUACUCACCCAGGCCAUGCACAUGGGACUGGGCGGUAAUCCUUUUGGCCCAGCUGGCACUGGCAAAACCGAAUGCGUUAAGGCAUUGGGCGGCAUGCUUGGACGUCUCGUGUUGGUUUUCAAUUGCGAUGAGAAUGUGGACACUGAAUCGAUGAGUCUAAUCCUCACUGGGCUGGCGCGUUGCGGUGCCUGGGGCUGCUUUGACGAGUUCAAUAGGUUGCAGGAGGCCACUCUAUCAUCCAUAUCAAUGCUCAUUCAGCCCAUCCAAACGGCACUCAAGGACAAGUCGGACACUGUGCAAAUUGGCGAACGAAAGGUGCAACUCAAUCAGCAUUGCGGCAUCUUUGUAACCCUAAAUCCAGCGGGCGGUGAAUACGGCGGCCGCCAAAAGUUGCCCGGCAACAUUCAGGCGCUCUUUCGACCCAUUGUCAUGCAACAACCUGAGCCAGGAGAGAUUGCUCGUGUGAUGCUGUUUGUGGAGGGCUUCGCGGCGGCCGCGAAUAUUGCGGAGCGUAUUGUGGAGCUGUUUGAUUUGUGCGGCAAAAUGUUGUCCGCCCAGCGGCACUACGAUUGGGGACUGCGCGAAUUGAAGACGGUGCUACUCGUCUGCGGCGAGGGACUCCGUGCGCAAUUAGCGACGACGUCGUCGUCUGCGUCUGUUAAUGAGCAGCGUGCGACAAAUAUGGAGCAUGAAAUGCGCAUUGUGGUGCACUGUCUACGCUCAUCAACCAUGUCCAAGUUGGCACAACAGGACGUUGAACGCUUCGAGAUGCUGCUGUUGAAUGUAUUUCCGGAAAUUGGCAUCACAGCGACGCCAUCAACGCCACUGCAACAAGCGCUCGCUGCCGCUUUUGCGCCACUUGGUCUUUCCCCGAAUGACCGACAAAUCGAGAAGGCAUUGCAAUUGCAUGAGCAGCUCCAGAAGCGAAUGGGCGUCGUACUCGUGGGUCCGCCGGGUUGUGGAAAGUCAAGCAUUUUGGCGCUGCUGCGUCAGGCAUUGACCGCAACAAUGGGCACUCAAUUGCGCGUCCACACCAUCAGUCCCAAGUCGAUGAGUCGCGUUCAGUUGCUCGGCCGGCUCGAUACGGAUACGCGGCAGUGGCUAGACGGUGUGCUCACCCACACGGCGGUGGUUGUCAAUCAGGAGGCGGCUCACGUGCACUCUUGGAUUGUCUGCGAUGGCAGCAUCGAUCCCGAGUGGAUAGAGGCUCUAAACUCGGUCCUUGAUGAUAACAAGCUGCUCACUUUGCCUUCAGGCUGGCGCAUUCAAUUUGGCAACAAUGUCAACUUCAUAUUCGAAACGGACGAUGUGCGUCACGCCUCCCCGGCUACCAUAUCACGCAUGGGCAUUGUCAACAUGAGCUACGACUAUUAUCCUUUGCAGGAGAUGCUUAAGCACGAGCUGAGCAAGGAGCCUUAUGGCGAUCUACUGCAAAGCUAUGUUGAUGGCAAUUUUCGCAUAGCAGUUGAUUGGCUUGAAGCUGAACAUGUGCUAAGUCAAAUGCCCGGUAUCAGUCAAGUCAGCUUGCUGCGCUCGCUGCUGCUGCAGCUGCACAACAGUCAAUCGCUGGAGGAGUACGGAGCUGCGACACUGCGAGCACUGCUCGGCUACGUGCCUAGCGAGCGGCAUCGUGACUUUGCGCAACUUGUGCUGCAAAGAGCCAAUCUCUAUGUGGCACAGCCGAAUCAUGCCGAUCUCAGCUACUUUGAGCCGCAACGUAAUGCACUCGAACAGUAUGCGGUGGGCAUGAUUGAACCGCCCGAGCAAGAAAGUCAACUGAUAGUCACAGCGUAUGUGAAAUCCUAUUUGAAUAUCAUAGGAUCAAUGCUGGAGUUGCCCGCUGGCAAGGCGGCACCUUUCAUGUUGGUCGGACCAAGCGGAGCGGGCAAAACGCUGCUGCUGGAGCAGGCGAUGCUCGAUCACUCGGGCUAUCAACUGGCCAGCAUCAAUUGCUCCACCCAGCUGACGGCUGGCUAUGUGCUGCACACGUUGCGGACGCACUGCGUCACGGUGAGCGGUGUUCGGGGGCGAGAGUAUCGGGCGAAACAAUCACGUUUGGUGCUAUUCAUGAAGAAUCUGGAUCUGUGUCAACUGGAUGCCUGGGGUGCUUGUGAAAUUGUUGAGUUGCUGUUGCAGCUGGUGCAACGUGGUGGCUUCUAUGCCGACAAUCUGCAAUGGAUUACCGUGAGCGGAUUGCAAAUCUGUGCGUCCAUUAGCGGUAAUUUGCUGAAAAUUGCGCCCCGUUACUUGGCCAUCAAUCAAUACGUGCGCAUCGGCCGACCCACAAACUCCGAUAUGCUGGCCAUCGUCCAGUGUCGCCUCGAGCCGCUGCUCAAUGGACAUUUCAGUAGCAGCAGUAACGGAGGCAGCAUCAAUUUGCAGCAUGUCAGCGAAUGUCUAAUGGAGUGCUUCGAAAAGUUGCAGACGACUUUUACAGCCUCUGGAGGUCAGCAGCAGCAACAGCAGCAGGUUCACUAUCAGUUCAGCCCCAAAUGCAUUAUGAAGUUAUUGCAGUCGCUUCUCUUUUAUCCGCCCACGGACUUCAAUGAGGCUUUGUAUUGCGAGCUAUUGAGCAUGUUCAAGGAUCGACUUGCUAAUGAGCAACAUGUCCAGCACUUUGAGGCCAUACUCAAGCAGACUAUGCGCAAGUAUUUCGGCAAAGAGAAAGUCUACUUUGUGCCCAAGUCGCCCAAAUCGAAGGGACAACUGCAUGGACUAACGCACGAUGAGUGGCUCGAGGAGGUGCAAAGGCAGAUCACCAUAUGCAGUGAGUGCAACAUUGAUUAUACGAUUAACUAAAGUACAUUAAAUAAGUUUUAAAUUCGUCUUAU
Molecule: messenger RNA, 7400 nt
Organism: Drosophila sulfurigaster albostrigata
Lineage: Eukaryota; Metazoa; Arthropoda; Insecta; Diptera; Drosophilidae
Gene: btv
Product: cytoplasmic dynein 2 heavy chain 1
Exons: 15
Coding region: 334-7368 (2344 amino acids)
Biological process (GO): microtubule-based movement
Cellular component (GO): dynein complex
Molecular function (GO): ATP hydrolysis activity; ATP binding; dynein light intermediate chain binding
Source: RefSeq, a predicted model, not a curated record